Messenger RNA from Phoenix dactylifera (date palm), 1003 nucleotides. RefSeq lists its product as uncharacterized. The record is from RefSeq and is a predicted model, not a curated record. Gene Ontology annotation, molecular function: DNA-binding transcription factor activity; sequence-specific DNA binding. Gene Ontology annotation, biological process: regulation of DNA-templated transcription. Lineage: Eukaryota; Viridiplantae; Streptophyta; Magnoliopsida; Arecales; Arecaceae.
CAUUCCCUACAGGAGAAAAACUGGAAGAGGGAGAAAGAAAGAUAGGGAGAUGUUUCCUCCCAAAGUUAGUGCUGUCCUCAACCAAGGGUUUGUGGAGGAUCGCAUGAGUUUUUGCACCCAGAUCUCUCCUCCUCCUCAUCUGAGCUUUCCGCCACAUGGGAUUCAGCAAACUCUAGGAGGCCUCAACAUGGGAGGAGGAGUUGCCUCUUACUUAAAGGAAGGCCUCCCGUCCAUACCAUCCCAAUAUGGGGUUGCUUCCUCCGAUGGUGGUGGUUUGGGUCAAUUUGGAGCCUCUUCGGGGCAAAGAUCAAGCAAUAGUUUAUGGUCAUACGAUGAAGAGGAGGGGGAUCUAGGUAACAAGAUAUCAUCAGCCGGAGAGGAUGAUCACAAGUACUUGAAAAACAAUAGUUGUAGUAGCAAUAAAAAUAACAUCAAUAACCUAUCAGUCGGUGCUAUAAGAAUGAAGAAGUUGAAGGCAAGGAAGAAGGUGAGAGAGCCAAGAUUUUGCUUCAAAACCUUGAGCGAAGUCGAUGUGUUGGAUGAUGGCUACAAGUGGAGAAAGUAUGGCCAGAAGAUUGUGAAGAACACCCAACAUCCAAGGAGCUACUAUCGAUGCACAGAGAGCAAUUGUCAAGUGAAGAAAAGGGUUGAGAGAUUGGCAGAGGACCCGCGGAUGGUGAUCACAACUUAUGAGGGCAGACACCUACAUUCUCCUUCGCGUGAUGAGGAUGAGUUGCGGGCUUCAGAUCAUAUCAGUUUCUUGUGGUAGUCUCUUCUUCAUCCUCAUUGUCCCAGCAUCUCAUCCAUCUCCCAUGGUUUACAAUUGCAAAACCCAUUAGGCUUGUCAGUUCUCCAUUAGGCUUCUCAACUUGUAAAUUGUAAGUGUAAUAAUCGCAUCAUUCAACUGAUGGAUAUCCAUAAAGAACUUCCCAAGUUAUCUUUAAUUUCUAUCUGAGAAAUGGAGGUUUGGAGUGAGGAAAUGGUUUGGUUAUGGAUUUGGAAA